Messenger RNA from Cotesia glomerata, 813 nucleotides. RefSeq lists its product as uncharacterized. The transcript has 4 exons. Lineage: Eukaryota; Metazoa; Arthropoda; Insecta; Hymenoptera; Braconidae. The record is from RefSeq and is a predicted model, not a curated record. Bases 185 to 742 code for a protein of 185 amino acids.
UACUGUAAAUAAAUUGUUAAAUAAAUAAUCAUCAAUGCCACUAAAUUUUUCACUUCGCCACGCAUAUCUUGAAGCUGAGACAGACAUCAGAUCUUUACCAAUGGCUCCUAAUAUAUAUAUUAUAACUCCUAUCCAACAUAUAUACUUCCACUAAACCUCUUACGUCAUAACCUACGUCACAGCAAUGGACGAUAGUAUCAACAAUUACGCAUACCGAGAACAAGAAUGCGCAGGCCGAUCGCUGGCGACUCUGCUGGUAUCCUGGGUUGCUGUCGCCAUGUUGGGCGCCAUUUUGCUACGCUGGGAGCACAUGUGGAUAGCUUUAACAGUUCUUACGCUUCUUUUUUUGAUGAUGUGUGCUUAUGCCAUCAAAAUGAAGCGUCAAGUUCGUCCGGAUCAAAGGGACGGAGGGUGUAUCAUUCAGGAGAACAUCAAUGGCGCUGCAGUCGAUAAUCCAGAGAUUAGAACCCGGCAAAUUCAAACUGUGUCGGGAUCUGUUGAUGAUUUUACGGAGAUCAUCCAGCCUCCAUCGUAUCAAACUUUCUGGAUCAACGACCUGCCGCCAUCUUACUCAGCAGUUGUUGGUGAGCAGGCGCCACCUGUUGGACCCAGACUAACACUUCCAAGCGACACCUAUGCGACGAUAACUUCGAACCCGCCGCCAUAUUGCGCAGUUUUGCGCCUAGAAACUGAUUCAGACAAUGGAAUGUCAUCACAAAAUUUAAACCACUCAAAAUUUUAGUUAAUUAGUGUCAUAAUAUUAUUUAAUUGGUGUAAAUAGUAAUUUUUAAUAAUAAAACUUGUUCGAUAAAU